AUGGAAGAAGAGCAAGGACAUGCGGGCCCCCUGCUAACUUGCAUCACUCACGGCUGUACUACUCCGAUGCCCGAGACAUUCAUGGCAUCUGAAACUCCGAGGCAGGCCGUCUCUCCAGAACAAUCCGUGGCUGCUGAUCAGCUACGAAAGUCAGAGACGCGUGAACUACAGAGCAGUUCAGUAGCCGCGGUGAAACGAAGCAAGUCAACGCCUGCUGUCUUGACUAGUAUGGUGUCGACGAAACUCUCCACGACAUUUGGUAAUCCCACUGUCAUCCGUCGCUCGCACCUUCGUUCGCCGCUUAACAUAACACCCGUGCAUUUCCCAGCUUCCUCGCCAGGCCCAAGCAGACCAAGUGAGAGCCCUAACGACAGCUCAAAUCCAUCGAUAUCUCCCAUAAGUAGUGUAUCUCCGUUGGACACACGGUCGACACCUCCCACUUCCGAGGACCCUUCACGGGUUUCCAAACAAGCCCUGGGCGGUUCAGCCAAAGCUUCACCAUGUACUUCUCUCCCACCUCAAUCGGCAGAAGAAGCUUCCAGCUCGACCGAAGUGUCAGGAACAUCGCCGUCGAUUGUGACAGUCGAAGCUGCUGCCAAUGCCAAGGUUUUCUUCGAGACCUACUUUAACUCCGUAUUUUGCGGAACGAAUCCUCGCUCACAGCGUCGUCAGGAGUUGGAACAAUAUAUGUAUGGAUUGCCACUGAGCCCCGAAGAACGAGCUCGCAUCUGGGCAAACUGGAUCACCCAGGAGCACCAUUACCUCCGCCAAUGUCGCAUCCUCAAGAGUCGAUCCCAUGGUGGCGGUAACCAUGAUACGACUGUGUCCCUAGCUGGGUUUGAGGUCAUCAAAGUGCUUGGCCGGGGCAGCUUUGGGGUCGUACGCCUCAUUAUGACUGGCGUGAAGAAGGAUGUCUUCGCGAUGAAAGUCAUUCGCAAGUCGGCGAUGAUUCGCAACAGCCAGGAAGGUCACUUGCGAGCCGAAAGAGACUUCCUGGUGGCAUCGGCCAAGUCUCGCUGGGUUGUACCCUUGAUCGCUAGUUUCCAGGAUCGAGAUCACCUUUACCUCAUCAUGGACUAUAUGGUGGGCGGUGAUUUUCUUGGCCUGCUGAUGCGUCGGAACGUCUUGCCCGAGGCAAUUGCGCGAUGGUACAUUGCUGAGAUGAUCCUCUGCAUUGAAGAGGCUCAUCGACUGUGCUGGAUCCAUCGUGAUGUCAAGCCGGACAACUUUCUCAUCUCAGCCUCUGGUCACCUGAAGAUCUCGGACUUUGGUCUGGCCUUUGAUGGACACUGGGCACACGAUCAGGUCUACUACAAUGAUCACCGCCACACUCUCCUCAAGCGGCUUGGGAUCCGGGUAGAUGGUGAUGCCCUCGAUCAGACCGAGGCGAAACGCAUCGCGGAGUCUCCCAGUGUGCUGGAUCCAGAACCGGUCAAUGACUCCGAGUGGACACCCCCCACUGCUGGCCUCUUGGGAUGGCGCGACCGAACCCAGAAACGGCGGUUAGCUGGGAGCAUUGUAGGAACGAACCAGUAUAUGGCGCCUGAAGUGGUUCGCGGAGAGCUGUACGACGGGCGAUGCGACUGGUGGAGUAUUGGCAUUAUCCUGUACGAGUGCUUGUAUGGCUUCACUCCUUUUGCUUCGGAUGAUCGCCAGAAGACGAAGUUGAAAAUUCAUCAUCAUCUCCAGACCCUACAUUUUCCGAACCGGCCACCCGAUAAACUCAUCUCCGCUGAAGCAAUCGACCUGAUAAACCAACUUCUCCAGGAGAAGGAACACCGCCUGUCCUCCAGCAAAGACAUUAAGAACCAUCCUUUUUUUAGUUGUAUCAACUGGAAUGAAAUCCACCAGUCAAUGCCCCCGUUCAUCCCCAAAGUCAAAGGCUGGGAGGACACCCGGUACUUCGAUGACGCGGGAUAUGAGCAUGGUCACGACGAGGUCUCUGCGGCCUCAGACGCAGAGCAUGCUGAACGCUCCAGCGAAGCAGAUGAGCGAGGUGAGUGCCACCAGGAUAGGGGAGAGCCACCCCAAUAUCAGGAGAUCGAUAGCCUGCUGAGUCCCGCAAGCAAACUGCCGCCGAAGAACCGCCGCAAGGGGAGAGAUAAGAAGCGACCCCGGGACAAGUUGCUGCGAGACCGCAAACUACGCAUGACGGUCCUGGAGAUGCGCAAGAGGGGUGCAUUCCUGGGAUAUACCUAUCGCCGACCCCAUGCCGUUGCGAUGGCAUUGGCCCCGGAUCGCGGACGAGGACUGCUGGCACGAGGCCAUCUAUCGGACUUGUACGGAUAG
This is a messenger RNA of Aspergillus niger, 2289 nucleotides long. RefSeq lists its product as uncharacterized. Lineage: Eukaryota; Fungi; Ascomycota; Eurotiomycetes; Eurotiales; Aspergillaceae. Gene Ontology annotation, molecular function: ATP binding; protein serine/threonine kinase activity. The record is from RefSeq and is a predicted model, not a curated record. Gene Ontology annotation, biological process: peptidyl-serine phosphorylation; intracellular signal transduction. The coding region runs from base 1 to 2289 and encodes 762 amino acids. The transcript has 5 exons.